Molecule: messenger RNA, 969 nt
Organism: Paramecium tetraurelia
Lineage: Eukaryota; Ciliophora; Oligohymenophorea; Peniculida; Parameciidae
Exons: 4
Source: RefSeq, a predicted model, not a curated record
AUGCAUAAUUAAUUACUAACUAAUAGAUCGAAUAUCAAAUCUGAUCGCAUUUCCAAGAUCUUAUCAGCCUACACUGUUGAGAAUGACAAGAAUAACUAGUAGAGUUUUAGAAUGCUAAGUUAGAAAAUCAAGAAGAAAAUAGGAAAUCAAAUUAGCGAUCAUCAAACUCUCUAUCCCAAACCAGAAAUCAAAGACACUAAAAUCGAAAUCUCUAAAUAUUUUAGCGAUCACAAAACUACCCAAAUCUAAAUCAGUGUUAAAGACUUACUCAUGCAUAAAAGUUAGAUGAAAAAGUCUUAAUCCAAAAAAUCCAGAGAUUCUAAUCAGCGCUAAAAUGAAAUCAUAGACAAAUUGAAUAAGACAUAAAAUGAAAUCUAUAAGAAUUACAUAGCCAAAAGAGAUACUAAUGGAUCAAAAACCUAUAGAGACUCAAGGGAUUUGGAUAUCCGUAUCAAGUUGAAUGACAAAAGUACUUAAUCUCAACAAGCCUUACUCCAAACAUUAAUCAAUAAGAGCAACGAAAAAAAAUCAGUUGAACCAAGAGAUUCCCCAGAUUAAUGUCGUACCCCACAACAUAAUAUGCUUCAAUCUACAAUCCAAAAUAGCCUACUCAUACGCUCAGGAAGCCAAGGAAACGUUGCUUGUACCUCGAAAAUAACCUCUAAAAUGCAAGACCCAAAACUAAAUAAAAUAAGGAACUAUCUUGAAUAAGCUAAAACUCAUCGACCUAUAACUGAUUCCUAUAAAUUGAGUUAAGAAAUUGAUAAGGUCAAAAAAAAUAAGUUGGUCUCAGUUGAAAGAGAAAAGCUAUUAUAAAUCUUGAAAAUAGCACAUCGAGCUAAAUCUAAAAUAGAUCAAUUUAAUGCUUAUCUAAAAUAAUAAGAAAAAAUUUCAUCUGGAAUUUAGAGCUUUAUAUUGAAUGAAUUAUCAUCUGAAAAUAGUAUUGAAUCAAUCUUAUCUUUAGAAUGA